UGAAAUAUGGAAGACAUAGACUCAUUUUUAUUCAAAUUUAAAGGAUAUUAUUUUCUCCGCCCGGGACUUGAUAUAGGCUUUCUAGAAACAUUAAAUGAUUUUGAAAUCAGAGAAGAUGAUGUCUUCAUAGUCACAUACCCCAAAUCUGGAACCAUCUGGUUUCAGCAGAUAUUAAACUUGAUUUAUUUUGAUGAACAUCGAAAAAGCACUGGGAAUCUGGAGACAGUUUUUCGAGUUCCCUAUUUUGAGUACCCCAGUCAAAACACGGAUUUUGUUAAAAGACCAUCUCCUCGUCUCUUCACUACCCACCUCCCAUACUAUUUGGUUCCAAGUGGCCUGAAGAACAAAAAAGCCAAAAUUAUUUAUGUAUACAGAAACCCUAAGGACGUUAUGUGCUCAUAUUUUCACUUUUCAAAGAAGAUGCCAUUACCUGCUGCAAGCACCAUUGAGGAAUUCAUGAAACUAUUUCUAGAAGGAAAAGUGCUGGGAAGCCUUUGGUUUGACCACAUCAAAGGUUGGCAUGAGCACAAAAGCCUCUUCAACAUAGAGUUCAUGAUGUAUGAGGAGUUUAAAAAGGAUCUCAGAGGUUCUAUGUUAAAAGUCUGCAAAUUUCUGGGGAAAGAAUUAAGUGAUGAGGACAUGGAUACUGUGGUGGGCCAGGCCAUGUUUGAGAACAUGAAGUUAGACCCACGGGCAAAUUAUGACAAUAUACUAAAGGACCAAUUUGGGAUACAAGAAAAAGGUCAUUUCCUUCGCAAAGGUACCAUUGGAGACUGGAAAAAUUACAUGACUGUUGAGCAGAAUGAAAGGUUUGACAAGAUUUUCCAAAAGAAUAUGAAAGAUUUUCCCUUGAAGUUCAUCUGGGAUAUGAAUGAGGAAUAG
Molecule: messenger RNA, 882 nt
Organism: Prionailurus viverrinus (fishing cat)
Lineage: Eukaryota; Metazoa; Chordata; Mammalia; Carnivora; Felidae
Product: amine sulfotransferase-like
Exons: 6
Coding region: 7-882 (291 amino acids)
Biological process (GO): sulfation
Cellular component (GO): cytoplasm
Molecular function (GO): sulfotransferase activity
Source: RefSeq, a predicted model, not a curated record